GCUCGAUCGACGUCGCCUCGCGGGCGCCGAUUUCGAGCCUAGCGUAAGAUUCAUCUCGCGGGUUGACUUUAGUCUCGAUCCGGACGCCGUUCACCGCCGUUCAACAGCAAUCGCUGCAACCCCUUUCAUUAGCAGGUUGGCUCGAACCGUGCAGCCAGUUCAUCCCUCCCCUGCAGCAAUGAUCAUCCUUCCGAUGUCCCCGUGGAAGCUUGCCCUGGUGGUGUUCCUGCUGGCAGCCAGCUGCACCCAGGCCAACAUUAGCUCAGGAUCCAAGUCUUCCAACUCUGCCAAGUCUUUCCAAAAACCGCUUAUCCGACACACCCGUGCCCUUGGCUUCUUCCAGAAGAUUGCCGAAGUGGGCAGACUGAUCUAUCAGCAGUACAACGACACCACCUGGACCCUGCAGGGGAUCUACGAUGUUGCGCGGAACGAGUUCACCGACACGUUCACCACCACGACGCCAAAUCCCCUUUUGCCAACGACAACCCCGGAUCCAUCUACGAGUACAACCGAGAAGUAUCGUAUCUCCCGAGCCGAAUUGGGCCGAAUCCUGAAUCGUAACUACCGAGGACUUCAGAAACUGUUUCGACUGGAGUGGAAUGAAGCAUGGAAUCAAACCAAAUACAACGUAGCGUUCUACAAGCAGGAGCUCAACAAUGCGAUCAAACCUCGGCCGAAUACCACCACAACGACGGUCAGACCGUGAUCGUCGUCAACCGCAAAACUACCUGAAGCAAUGUUCCAACACUCGUUAGUUAAGGGGAUCUUUCUGUGAUAGUAUUGACUACAACUAUUUUUUUCGCAACAUUCGUACUGGGUACCUCUAGUUUGUAAGGUUUUUGAGUAAAACGUGAAAAACGUGUGAGUGUGUACAUAAACUAAUCAGACAACGAAUUCACUGAAGAUUUGGAUGGGCCUUCCCCAUCGACGAUCGACGGAUCUAACGAAGCUGUGCACGUCGUUAGCUCUCUCGAUGGGUUCAUCACCUUUGCGCGUAAUUCGUAGAAUUAAAGGUUACGACUAAGCAAAACGCGAAGAACAAUUUCUAGCAGUGCCAAUAAAUCUAAUAAAACAAAGUCAA
Molecule: messenger RNA, 1081 nt
Organism: Aedes aegypti (yellow fever mosquito)
Lineage: Eukaryota; Metazoa; Arthropoda; Insecta; Diptera; Culicidae
Exons: 5
Coding region: 179-706 (175 amino acids)
Source: RefSeq, a predicted model, not a curated record